Molecule: messenger RNA, 969 nt
Organism: Cotesia congregata
Lineage: Eukaryota; Metazoa; Arthropoda; Insecta; Hymenoptera; Braconidae
Source: the annotation of a GenBank genome assembly
AUGGUAAAUGCAGAGACAGAAAUUAGAAAAUUAAGACCAAAGGAACUUUGCGCGCUGGCAGCAACUUUGAGUCCUGAUUCUUGGAAAGUACUUAUGGGAAUGAUUCCAAAAGAUGGAACUCAAAAUGUUCCAAUGUUUACUAAGGAGCACCUUGAUAUUAUUGAAUCAACGGGACUAAAACAACGUCGACUACCAGCUGAGAUUUUUUUGGAUGAAUGGUCGACCAUGGGACGUAAAAGACCUACGAUAGGAAAAUUAAUAAACUUGUUAAUUCAAAUUGAACUAUUCAGAGCGGCUGAUUAUCUAGCUAUUGGAGUACUGAACGAAGAGCCACCCAAACGGCCCCAAAAUGGUCCAGCAGCGCCCAUAGAUUUUUUUGUAAAUUUCGAGGGAACUCCCGAGAUGAUUCACAUUACUGAUGAAGUAAAUGAAUACCAGGACGUUCAAAAAGAAAAUUAUGCAGCGCCGUCGAUAAAUAAUGAUAACUUACAGCUCGCUUAUGAAGAAGAAAAAUUUCAUGCCGAAAAUGUAUCAAAGUUUCCGUUCAAUAGUAAAUCCGAUUUAAUGAAGUUCAGUUCAAGUUCCUUUGAAGAAAAAAAUAAUUGUGAUAUUAAGUAUGGAGAGGAACAGGAAGAAAAUGUUUUACCAAACUUUAAAGAAUUGAAUAUGCAUAAUAAUAAUCAGCAGCAGAGUAAUGUAAGCAAUAAAGGAAUUAUAAAGUCAGAAAAAUCAUCUGAUUCCAUAAUUUCGGAAAGUUCUGAUCUAUCAACAUGUGAAUCUUCUUAUCCAUCAUCAAGCUCAAGUCAGUCUGCUGUUAAUCCACAUAAUUCUAUUUUUUUAAGUGAUAAUUUGCCUGUAAUUUUAAAAGAAAUGAAUGGACAAGACACUAAUUGUGAGUCGAUUCAAUAUUCUUAUUCAAAAGAGUCGCACCAGAAUUUACCAUUGCCUAUAUUAGAGUACAGAGGGUAG